Parastagonospora nodorum SN15 is the source of this 198-nucleotide messenger RNA. RefSeq lists its product as hypothetical. The record is from RefSeq and is a predicted model, not a curated record. The transcript is spliced from 2 exons. Bases 1 to 198 code for a protein of 65 amino acids. Lineage: Eukaryota; Fungi; Ascomycota; Dothideomycetes; Pleosporales; Phaeosphaeriaceae.
AUGGUUAGUCUGAACUCUGAUCGGACAACCUCACCAACCUUCUUCCACACACAUCUCCGCUGGUAUCAGCAACCAAAGAAUCCACCACCUGCUCUCAGGAGCUCCUGGUAUCAAAAACUUGAGCUCACUGGUCCAGCAGCGCGUCCUUGGUCGAACAAUGUUGUCGCGCAAGCAGUUCCUGCAACGCUGAGUAUAUGA